AGACCUGAAUAUUUUGGAUUUUAGGUAGCUUUUAUGAUAUACACACCAUUACACAUUUUAUUAAAUGUUACAUUACAUAUGAUUCAUCACUACUCUCAUUGUAGAGUUCUCACAUGUUUGGCCUUAGUGCCAAGGAAAGUAGCACUGUGUGUUGACAAACUCAGGCUACUUCACAAGCAAUUUGAUUACUGGAUCCUACAUCCUACAUUCUCCACUCCUUUACAAUUGGAGCCUAUACAAUUUUUGAAGUUAGGUUCACUGAGGGAUAAUAUAGACACAAUAACAUCUACCGACUUAAAUUCAACAACUUUUAACAAAUGUAUAAAGCUUGUCACCACCUCCUCAAUCGUGAUAUAAAAUAUAUGUAUUAACUUAUAUGUUCUCUCACAAACCUUUGCAGUGAUAUUUUUUUUCCCUUACCCUGUAUCCAGGCAACCAUUGAUAGGUAUUCUGUUACUUUAGCUGUGUCUUCUAUAGAAUUUCACAUAAAAGAAUAAUACAGCUCUUGAGGUCCAACCGGGUUUGCGGAAAGAUGGCCAAACGCACCAAGAAGGUGGGAAUCGUCGGUAAAUGCGGGACACGUUAUGGCACCUCCCUCCGGAAAAUGGUGAAGAAAAUUGGAAUCAGCCAGCAUGCCAAGUACACUUGCCCCUUCUGUGGCAAAACCAAGAUGAAGAGACGAGCUGUGGGGAUCUGGCACUGUGGCUCCUGCGUGAAAACAGUAGCUGGUGGUGCCUGGACCUGCAACGCCACUUCUGCUGUCACGGUGAAGUCUGCCAUCAGAAGACUGAAGGAAUUGAAAGGCCAGUGGAAGCUCCACACUUUGAAAUAUUGCUAG
Miniopterus natalensis is the source of this 838-nucleotide messenger RNA. Lineage: Eukaryota; Metazoa; Chordata; Mammalia; Chiroptera; Miniopteridae. The record is from RefSeq and is a predicted model, not a curated record.